CCUUAAACACAAGUAGAAAUAACACCAACUAGUCAUCAACAAGAACCUUUAACACAAAAUGGAAGGAAAUACAGUAAAGUUAGAUAAAUGGGGUUACCCUGUUAGAACUUCCUCUGAUUCUUGCAUUGAUGCUAUUAAUUCUUACUAUACAGAGUUUCUCAGUCAUGGGAGAAAAGCAUCAGUAAUAUUUGAAGCAGUAACUCAUGAUGAAAGCUGUGUUCUUGCUAAUACUUUAGCUGGUUAUUUAGCCUAUCCACUUGACCUUUCAAAAAGUCAAGUCCACCUCUCAUCUGCCAAAUCUCAACUAGAAAAUGCUACAUCGUAUGAAAAGGCUGUAUUUGCUGCUGUUUCUAGCUUGGUUGUGAAAAACAAGGAUGACCAACUGACAUAUGAUCGGCACUCAGAGUUAUUGGAACAGUUCCCUAAAGACUUGGCAUCCUUGAAAAGGGGACACAUUCUGUGCUUUUUCAUGGGUCGACCUGAUAAGUGUUUGACUCUUGUUGAGAAGGUUCUCCCACAAAAUGAAAAACAGGGCUACAUACACGGAAUUUAUUGUUUUCCUUUAUUAGAACUUGGAAGAAUGGAAGAUGCUGAGAAAGCUGCAAAGAAGGGAUUGGAAAUCAAUAAGGAUGACAUCUGGUCACAACAUGGUUUUUGCCAUGUUCUUCAAUAUGAAUGCCGCUUCAAGGAGGCAACAAAAUUCAUGGAGGAGAAUUCAUCUUCGUGGGAAUCUUGUACAUCAUUUAUGUUGACGCACAAUUGGUGGCAUGUUGCCGUUGGUUAUUUAGAUGGUCAUUCUCCAAUCUCCAAAGUCCUGGAAGUUUAUGACCACCGUAUCUGGAAAGAGCUAGAAAAAAGUGACGCUUCACGCACAGAGGUCUAUCUGAAUGCUAUAGGUUUGUUGAUGCGUGUAUAUGUACGCGGUCAUGUUAUUUCAAUGGGGCACCGCCUGAAGAUCUUGGUGGAUUGUCUUACUGACCAAUCUGUCUGGCACAUUCAGUGGCAUCUGGAUAUAUUAAUAUUAUGGGCCUUAUCUAGGACCAGCAAAAUUACUGAAGCUGAAACUCUACUCAAAGAAAUGAAAUCCAGGAAGACGAAUCCAUCCUUGCAGAAAGGAAUCCAGCUUGCAGAAGGCUUGUUUGAAUAUGGGCAAAAAAAUUACGAGAAGGCCUUUCAAUUGUUGGGUCCAGAUUUUGAUACCCAUGACUACAAGAUUAUUGGGGCAUCGGAUGAACAGCUUGAUGUUUUUAAGGAAGUUUGGUACAAUGUUUUGUUGGAAACUGGACGAUACCAGAUAGCGAUCCACGAAAUCAAGAAGCAGAUUCAAAAGACCAAAGGAGUUCCUUUCUUGUGGCAUUUGCUGGGGAGAGCUUAUGAUCACGAAGGAAAUAAAUAUGAGAGCUAUAUAUCAACAUAUGAGGGCAAAAAGUUGGAGUCUGCAUAUUUUUGACAGCCGGUAUGAUGACGUGGAUGAGCAAGUUAUAGCCUAUGGAAGCUAAAAACACGAGUAUCGAAAUUUAGCUCAAGACGGGUGUAUUUUGAUUAAAAACGGGCGAACAAUAAAGACAUGCUAUAUUGAUGCAUGGUAUUAGCAUUUAACGAAAUUCCAUCAUUUAGGGUUUUAGAAAGUCGUUUUCGUCGUUUUAGGAAAGUUUGUUUUCUUAAUAACUUUUUCGCUAGGAAUCUGUUUGGGUCGACGUAGAGUUUUAUUUCGAGAGAACUUUAAUUAUUUUAGAUAACCUAAAAUUUGCAAAAAUAACAAAUUAUUGUUUGAGUCAGGUUGGGUUGUUUUCAUCCUUUCUUGUUGCACGAGUUAGGGUUUUUUCCUAAGUCUAUUUAAGAUUCCGCAAUUUUAUUAUUCUAGACAAAUGAUUCAUUAUUAAAAUUUAUUCCGCAGGUUUAACUCUGAUUUUUAUUUAUAGUCGGGAAACCGAGGUCUGAAUAAUUAUUUUUUUCAUAGUCAUUAAUCCCAGGAAUAAUUCGAGGUCUGAAAAAGAACGCGCAAUUGGGGGAUAUCAAAACUAAUUGGGGGAUAGAGGAAAAAGACAAAAACUGGAUCCAAAUAUCAAA
Molecule: messenger RNA, 2070 nt
Organism: Papaver somniferum (opium poppy)
Lineage: Eukaryota; Viridiplantae; Streptophyta; Magnoliopsida; Ranunculales; Papaveraceae
Product: tetratricopeptide repeat protein 38-like
Exons: 14
Coding region: 59-1450 (463 amino acids)
Molecular function (GO): protein binding
Source: RefSeq, a predicted model, not a curated record